Molecule: messenger RNA, 930 nt
Organism: Salvelinus sp. IW2-2015
Lineage: Eukaryota; Metazoa; Chordata; Actinopteri; Salmoniformes; Salmonidae
Source: RefSeq, a predicted model, not a curated record
AUGGGAACAGAACCACCCCAGACAUUCCUGGAGGAGCUGACUGAAGAAGUGGCCUUCCUCAGGGACGGCAGCACAGCAGACACACACAGUGGAGAACAGAAGGGGCUAGGAGACAAGGAGGGUCAGAGUGAAGCGACCCCCAGCACCAGUGCAGGGGAGGCAGGGCGUUCCACUCAGGGAGGAGGGGCAGACACCCCAGCUCUCACUCAGAAAGGGACUCCCUUGUUGCACCCCAAACCAUCAACCUCAGGCCUGUCUAAGAGAGAGUGGCUGGAAAGGCAGAAAGCAGUGAACACAUACAAGUGCGGUAGAAACCUGAGAGACAGACCAAGAAGAACUUCCUCAGAGGAGGUCGUCCCCAAAGAUGACCACUACCUCUACUGUGAGGACUGCAAGUCUUUCUACAUGGAGGAGUGUGAGCUUCAUGGUCCUGCCUUCUUCGUCCCUGACAUCCCUGCCCGCUUAGGAGCCCCUGACAGGGCCAGACUCACCCUGCCAUCCGGCCUGGAGGUCAGGACAUCAGGCAUCCCUGAAGCAGGACUAGGGGUGUUCAACCAAGGAAACACUGUGCCUGCAGGAGCCCACUAUGGACCUUAUGAAGGAGAGAUCACAGACAAGGACCAGGCCAUGGAGAGUGGAUACUCCUGGGUGAUCUACAAGAGCAGACACUGGGACGACUACAUCGAUGCUGGGAGAGACACUCACUCCAACUGGAUGAGGUAUGUGAACUGUGCUCGUAGUGAAGAAGAACAGAAUCUGGUGGCCUUCCAAUACAGAGGAGGGAUUCUGUACCGCUGCUGUAAGCCCAUAGCUGUUGGAGAGGAGCUGUUGGUUUGGUACGGAGAGGAGUACACCAGAGACCUGGGCAUUGUCUUCGACUACCUCUGGGACAAAAAGAGCUUUGCUAAAGAUCUCCUCUCAGGCACAUAA